AUGAGAUGGUUUCCAUUAAAGGAUUCAAAGCGACUAAUCCAGUGGUUGAAAGCAGUACAACGGGACAAUUGGAUUCCCACCAAAUAUUCCUUUCUCUGCAGUGAACACUUCACUAAAGACAGCUUUUCAAAACGGCUGGAAGACCAGCAUCGGUUACUGAAACCCACCGCCAUCCCAACUAUAUUCCACAUUUCUGAAACAAGGAGCAACAACAGGGGUUAUGUCAAAAGAAAGAGAAAAAUAAUAACCCAGACUCUACAAAGAAAUGGCAAUCAGUCAAAUGAAGGCAAUGGGGAAGUAGUUGAAGGAAUCUUAUCAUCUGGCCAAGACUUGCUUGUGGAAGGAACUAAUAAUAUGGAGCACAUGACUCUUCAAGCUGAAAUUGGGUCAAUGACUGAGCAGGGGGAGAAUUUUCAGGUGCAACUUGAAGGUUCUCUCAGAAGGAUGUUAGCAGAUAACUUAGUUACGAAAGUUACUCAACAUAAGCCAGAAAAGCAUUCUAUUGAGGACCAUUCUGAAGUGGUUAUCCAUCCAGGAAGUUUCAAAAUCGAUAAAAAUGGUAUAUCAGAGGAUGACUUCACACCUCCGGUGUCAGGUGCAUGUAAAUUUAUCGGAUCUCUUCAUUCUUAUAGCUUUUUCUCCAAGCAUACUAGAGAGAAAUCAUCAUUUCCAAAGGAACAACUAGAAAGAAAAAGGUUAAGGAGAAGUGUGGAAUCAAACUGUGGUAACAACCCUGUGGAGCAGGACACUAGGUUUAGAGAAGCCUCCUCUACUUCUUCUCUUACAGCUAUCCCCCAGAAAUCUUCCCAAAACAUGUCUGCAUCCCCUGCAGAUCUGACCCCUAAACCAGCCACAGAAGCUGUAGUAGGUCAGAAUGGAGAGACUGAUGCCAACCCCAUGUCAAUCAAUGAGGUCAUUAUGUCUGCUUCGGGAGCAUGCAAGCUGAUUGAUUCCCUUCAUUCCUACUGUUUCUCCUCUAGGCAAAGUAAAAGUCAAGUAUGUUGUUUGAGAGAACAAGUAGAAAAGAAGAAUGGAGAGCUGAAGCAGCUGAGGCAAAAGAUCAGCCGCUCUGACAGCCAGGUUAGAAAGCUGAAGGAAAAGCUGGAUGAGCUGAAGAGGGCUAAUUUCCCCUUCUUGAACAACCAGGACUGUGGUUAG
Thamnophis sirtalis is the source of this 1158-nucleotide messenger RNA. The record is from RefSeq and is a predicted model, not a curated record. Lineage: Eukaryota; Metazoa; Chordata; Lepidosauria; Squamata; Natricidae.